AUGUCAAAGAAAACGUCAAAUCCUCCUGUCUGCAUACAGUUGUUCUCACUGAUUCUCCUGGUUCUCUUUGGACUUUAUUGUGUGUUGAAAGGAGCUUCUUUUGCCUCGUUCAGCUGGUGGUACAUAUUGGGAGCCUCCUGCAUUGUGGCAGCUGCCUUUGCUUCAUUCCGUGUGUAUGAGACCUGCGUAUUAACAUCUUUGAAAGAGACCACUUUGGAACAUCCUGAACCUACACCUAAAAGUGAUGACCUGGAAACUGAUCUGCAACAUCCAGCUGCAAUAGAUUACAGGCAGCAAAUCUUCUCCAGCACCUUCACCAUGCCCAAGUGCCCAUACUUGACAUACUCUGUAGCUGUGCCAUCCGAAUUUGAAUUCUCUACAGCUGUGGGUCUUAAGGUAUUGGAGGAGCAAAAUGAUUUGCCCAAAUUGCCUGAAGUUGCGCAUACAGUGCUUGAAUUGGAAAAGGUCAGCAAAGCUAUUGAGGUGGUCAAGAGUGAGGUGCAAGAGCAACAGCAGAAGCUUUUGAAGUAUAAGUCGUUGCUGGAAUGUGAGUCGUGUGACUCGAUGACCCCAUCGACAAGCAAUGACUAUAACUACAGCUCUCCUACUCCUAAGGUGAAGAAUGUUUUACCAUCUCUUCAGCGUGUAUCAGUGUGUGAAGUACCAGAUGCCCAAUUCAACCACAUUAUCUUCAAUCCAACUUCGAUAUCUAACAGUUCUGUAAGUAAGAGCUCACUCAGUGAUUUGACUGAGCAAGCUGAAGAGAAACAUUUAUUUCAGCAUGAAACCAUGGCCAUUUCCAAGACAACACACAGUGAGUGCACAGAUCUGCAUAAUAAGUAUAUGAAUGGUAAUCACAGGCUAUGCAAUGACUUAGAGUAUGACCCACUGAUGAACUAUUCUACUAAUUUUGGGAGCCAAUAUCUCGGGAAGCAAAAUAUGGAGGAAAAGGAACGAUUUCAGAGUUCCAUUGAGCACAACCAUGAAAAGAGGCACUCGCUAGCAUCCAAAAGAGCGAGGAGCUCUGAAUCAGAAUUCAGUUUGCAGGAGUCAUCUGAUGAGCUUGUUAUUGAUAUUCCAGAAAUUCCACCCCUUGUGAAGGAGUUUGCAACCAGGAAGAGAAAUGCUAAAUGUUUAAAAUCAGCAGUAAGCUUGCAGGAAUCUGACGAUGAUGAUGAUAUUCCUAAGAUGCCUCUUUCCAUUCAAAAGCCAGCUGCCAAGAAGAGGUUCCAGAGUGAGAGAACUGAUAAUACUAUUUUGAAUCUUAGUUUAAUUCGUAAAGUAAGGCAGCGCAAGAAGGCUGAGGCCACCGCUCUACUGGUGGACGUGAGAAAAUCAACGACUGAUACCGAUGGCUUUUCAGCAAUGAAGGAUGGUAACAGCAAAUGUGGUAUCUAUUCAGGGGAUUUGCAAGAAAAACAAAAAUGUAACUCAAAUGAGAGCAAUCCAUUCACCUUAACAGAUGGUCCCGUGAAUGAGAGCAGCAGAAGCUAUGGGCUUCCGAGCAAAUCUGGAAAAAGAAAGCUGUUGGGUCUAGAAAUGGUUAAAAAGAUAAAUUCGGGGACUUGUGCAAAUGCCACUAAACCUGCAAAAUCUCUGGAUCAGGAACUUGGAAGUGAAUUUAUACCUGAUGAGUCCAAAGUGGUGUGUCAGAAACGUGAAGCUAUGAAAGAAAAAAUCUAUGAAGAAUCGCAUUACAGAGCGUCCAAGAGACUGCCUGAAACCAGCUACACAAAUCUGGAAGUCAAUUGGCAGACUGCAUGCACUGUACUGAAGUGCAGUGGUCAGGGUGCUGUCAAUGAGAGCAAAUACAGUGAUGACUUGGGUAACAAUACCUCAAGGAUCAAUCAGCAAGGACAAAAGUGGCCGAACCAAGGUGACAUUUUUGAUGAUGAAAAAGGGGCUGAGGGUUUGAAAAAGGGAGAUGAGAGUCUACGAAAUACAAUUGAUAGAGGGGAGGAAUUGUCUCUUUCAGAGGAAGAUGUGUCCAGUUCACUUUUAGAUGAAGAUCUAGACUUUUCUGAAUCUGACCCAAUGGAGGAAUGCUUUAGGAUUUUUAAUGAAUCCUCCAAACAAGAAACUAAAGACAGUGGAACAGAAGCUAAACAGGAAAAAUCUGUCUGCAGACGAGUAAUUGUUCCGUGCUCCCUCCCGAUGCCCAAGCUACAGCGCCGGAAUCGAAUCGUGCAAGUGCAGCAGCAGGCUAUACAGCUGACAGCCAAUGUGAAAGGUGCUCAGGCCUAUAAAGCUGCCACCACUUCCUCUGCUGCUCCUACCUGUUCAAAGAAAAUACUUGUGCAAGGAGCAAUCCCUCCACCAGUUGGUGCCAUAAAAUCAGGAAGAAGGUCUGCUACACUUAGUAGCUCCAGCCAUAAUGCCCACUUAAAAGAGCGGACAGUUUCUCAGAUUGCGGCAAAGGUUGCAUGUACUUUAUCCAAGAGGAAGGACUAUUGCACCUCUGUUCUACAGGGAACUAAUGUGAAGAGAGCAGCUCCUUCUGCAGAAAGAGGUUCUAACAUUUCCAAAAGGGUCAGGCAUCGAUACCUUAAUUUUUUCAUUGAAGAAUUCUUAAAGAUCUGCUCGACUGAGCAAGAGGCCUUCAAUAAGGCAAUCUCUGAAGAAAUGAUGAUCUAUGAACAUAAUCCAGCCAGGUCUGUAUAUCUGAACGUAGCUGUAAGUGCUUUGAAGAAACUCCGCAAUCUGGGAAAUCUUGGUUCAACUGUUUCAAAUGUUAACUCUUCGGUCAAAGGCUUCCCUCCUGAAGUGGUUCUGGAAGUACAUGUGUUGUGUAAGACAGAUACUGCACUGUAUUGGCUGCUCAAGGAAUAUGUCUUAACUGAAGAACAGUUAAAGGAGAAUGGAUAUCCUCGAGAAAAUUUUGAUAAGCCAGGAGUUGCACUAUUGUUUGGAUGUGAUAAGUACUAUGGUGACCCUUUGAACAAGAUUUGCUGCCGUUGUGGAGCAUUGUUCUCUGUAACACCUGGAGGAAGUUAUAUCUCUAAAAAGGAAUGUAAAUAUCAUUGGGAACCAGCCCAAACACAACGAGUGCCUGGUGGAUGGGAAAUCCAAUACAGUUGCUGUAAAGGGUCAUUGGGAUCAGAUGGAUGUGAGGUUGCUAAGCUAUGCAAGACAUCAUUGCAUGUCUGCAAUCGAAAAGAAAACCUUGAAGGUUUUAUGAAGACCUUUCUUAGGCUGAUGCCCCUUGAUGGAAAUCCUGGUGUGUUUGCAGUGCACUGUGAGAUGUGUUACACCAGGCAUGGUAUGGAAAUUGCUCGCGUAAGUGUGGUCAACUCCAGUUUCGAGGUUGUUUAUGAUACAUUUGUUAAACAAGAUAAUGAGGUGAUUGAUUACAACACCAGAUUUUCUGGUGUGACACAGAAGGACUUAGCAAAUGCAAAACAGACACUUCGUGAAGUUCAGGCAGUGUUACUGAGCAUGUUCAGUGCUGAUUCCAUCAUAAUUGGCCAUUGUUUAGAAAAUGACCUAUUUGCACUCAAGAUUAUACACAGCACAAUUAUUGACACGUCUAUUGUCUUCCCACACCAUUUGGGUUUACCUCACAAGCGAGCAUUCAGAAACAUAGUGGCGGAGUACCUCAGACAUAUCAUCCAUGAAAAAGCUGAAAGCCACGACUCCAUUGGGGAUGCUCGCGAAUGUGUCGAGCUAAUGAUCUGGAAAGUGAAGGAGGAUGCAAAAGGGAAAAGGCAGUGAGCAGAUUCUCUGUAGAGGACAAUGCUGGCAGAAAAACAGCCAGCAAUUGUGAAUCUUUCUCCAUUCAAAUGGACUGACUGCUUCAUCGGUUACACUAAUUCUUCAAUUUUCAAGAGGAUUUACCUUAUGUCUGUUAU
Callorhinchus milii (elephant shark) is the source of this 3848-nucleotide messenger RNA. RefSeq names its product RNA exonuclease 1 homolog. NCBI's taxonomy places the organism in Eukaryota, Metazoa, Chordata, Chondrichthyes, Chimaeriformes, Callorhinchidae. Gene Ontology annotation, molecular function: exonuclease activity; nucleic acid binding. The coding region runs from base 1 to 3711 and encodes 1236 amino acids. The record is from RefSeq and is a predicted model, not a curated record. The transcript is spliced from 16 exons. Gene Ontology annotation, cellular component: nucleus.